ACAAACAAACAAACUGAAAAGAUUCCUGAAUAUAUAAUACAGAGAUAUCAUCCACGUUCUCCAAAACCCAUGCCUGGCUGGAACGCAGCAUUAAAUUUGUGUUAACAGCACUGAUUUUCAAGCUCAGUGUUUUUUACACGAAUGUGCUACAUUGACUCGGAAGUUGUUUGCUUCAAAUCAGAAGGCGGGAACGUUAAACUCUGGCUGGAUAGCUUUCAGAAGGCGGGAACGUUAAACUCUGGCUGGAUAGCUUUCAGAAGGCGGGAACGUUAAACUCUGGCUAGAUAGCUUUCAGAAGGCGGGAACGUUAAACCCUAGCUGGAUAGCUUUCAGAAGGCGGGAACGUUAAACUCUGGCUGGAUAGCUUUCAGUUCAGUCAGCGAGCGAACACAUCACAGCACAGCAGAACUCCAGAAGAAGCGCGGCAAGCGGAAAAUAAGAAAGAAAAGAUGCACAAAGAUGGCCGGACACCCCCUAGCGCACAAUUUAAGAAAGAGCAUUUGAGUCUGUCAAACAUAAAAAAAACAGUGUCUAUAAAGAAUGAUUACCUGUUAAAGCCCUACAUUCCUGCUUAUCCUGAACUGGUGGAGUUUCAAGUAGAGAAAGUGUCUCAUGUCACAGGAGAACAUGGUGUUCGGGGAAUUUUUGCUAAGUCAGGUUUCAAACAGCCAUCGGAAUUGGAAAACAAUGAACAUUAUUUCCUAUGGUGGAAUUUAUCCGUCACACCUCAUGACAUAUUCUCAGCUGAAGAUCGUUUUCUCACAUCCUUAUUCCCUCGUCGAAGUGCUGCUCAGAUUUGCAAUGGUUCACCCAUUCUUCAGCACUUUACCAACUCUGAGGCUUUCAUGGAAGAAUCUUCUUAUGGAAACUUCCGCUUCACCUUUUCACUCAAGGAGCUUCUCUGGCACUAUGGAGAUCAGUUCUGUGGUCGCGACAGUCCAGUUCUGCACAUUUAUGACACUGCGCUCUACAAAAAAGAGAUUCAGUACACUGUUGUAGUGCAUCCUCCUGAAGUACAUCUUUAUGAUGAUUAUCCUCGACUUCCAAAUGAUGGUGUUGGUGAUAGUGUUUGUUGGUACAAUAAAGGAGCCAUGUGGUGGCGCUGUCAAUCCCCUUCUGAUGACUACAACAGUGCACUUGAGGUGAACAGAUCUGAUGCAAGUGUUAGUGUAAGCCCUCAUGCCAGUGUGUACUACGUGUGGGAUCAUGUGUCUGUAGCUUUCCACAUGGAGCCGGGGUGGGUGUUGCAUGUGGACCGGGACCGGCUGUUUAGAAGAGUGAAAGCUUGUGAAGUGUCUGACCAUCAUCUUUUGAGAUCUCCAGAUUAUCCUCUGAGUUUACAUGAUGCUGAGAGUACACUAGCUGAUCUUAAGGCUCGAUAUGGUUAGUGUUUGGAGGCUGCUGGUUGGAACUAAACAUACCAUCAGAUCAUCAGAUAUAUUACACUCUCAAAAUUAUUCCAUUCAUGGUUUUACACCACUAAUCUUCAUCAAACAGCAGUUAAAACAACGUAUUUCAUUAAAUGGUUUUAAACUGUUAAGCCACUUAUACAGCAUUGAGCCUAUUUUCGUUUUAUUUUAUUUUUUGUUUUGUUUUUCAUUUGGGAAUUUAAUUGGAUUUUUUAAUUGGAAUUUUUAAUUUUUGGGGAUUUUUUGGGGAUUUUUUUUGUUGUUGCCAUCAUUACUAUAAUGGAACCAGACAAUUGGAAGAUUAUUAAAAUGAUUAAGCGUUACCAGAAGGGUAGGAGAGCUGUCUUCAUGAAUGAACAUCAUGAGUCAGCAUGUUUGCAAACAUUAUACUGAUUCUAUAUAAUUGUUAGAUAAACAGGAAAUGAAUAAUAACUGGCUUACAUGUUAACGUAAUUUUGCAAGCAAGAUUUUUAUUGUUUGAUGGUGGGCAGCACGGUGGCUCAGUUGUUAGUUCUGUCGCCUCACAGCAAGCAGGUUGCAGGUUUGAGUCACCGGCUGGGCAUUUCUGUGUGGAGUUUGCAUGUUCUCCCCAUGUUGGCGUCGGUUUCCUUCGGGUGCUCCGGUUUCCCCCACAGUCCCAAGACAUGCGCUAUAGGUGAAUUGAAUAAACUAAAUUGGCCGUAGUGUAUACGUGUGAAUGAGCGUGUAUGGGUGUUUCCCAGUACUGGGUUGCAGUUGGAAGGGCAUCCGCUGUGUAAAACAUGCUGGAUAAGUUGCCGGUUCAUUCUGCUGUGGCGACCCCUAAUGAAUAAAGGGACGUAAGCUACGGUCACACCGGGCUUUGUGUGUGCGAAAUUCUGUCGUACAGCGCUGCGAAAAGGGGCGGGGUUAAACAAAAUGAUUAGACAUUAAAAAAGCGAGCAAUUGCUCCAUUAAAUUUCUGUCCAGAGAGGUCCUGUUUUGAUCCUCUAUUGGUCUCAUGCAGUCAAGUGAUGAGAUUUCGCAGGUCAGAGUUCACCAAGCUUGAACUUUGCACCGCAGCGAACUGCGAAACUUAACGCAUGACCCCACGUUUCCAGUCUGACGCAUUCGCGUGAGUAUGAAUGGAAGUCUAUGGGAGGAAAAGUCAAGUGUGACCGCAGCUUAAGCCGAAGGAAAAUGACUAUUUGAUGGUUUGCAGAUUGGAAUGCACAUUUGCACAGAUUUUCAUAAUUAAUUUAAGCAUUAUGCAUAAUUUAACAUUCAUGCAGUAGCCUAAAUGGUGUAAUUGACUUCUUUGUAGGAUGACAAUCUUUACCAAGGGCUAAUUUGAAUAAUAAUAAAAAAACACUUUUAUUUUUUGUCCACUAGAUGUCUGUGUUGGACUUCUAGUAUUUUUUUUUUUUAUGUCCUGUCAGUAAUUUGCCUUUUUUUUAAUGUAAACGUUUAUUGUGCCAUUGCUAUUACUUUUAUUAUGAAAUGUUAAAUGUUUUCAUGUUUAAUUUUCUCACAUGCUUUAAUAUGUUCCAGGAAAUUUGUCAUUUUUUACAUAAUCAUGGUUUUAGGCAUGGGACCGUUUUCAAGGUAUACCAUGGUUUGGAAAAGUCAAGGUUUUAAAACCGCUAAAUUUUCUGCUAUACCAUUCCUAAGAUAUGUGUAUGGUUUUUAAAUAAUUUUUUAGGACAACAGUAUCUCCAACAGAAAAGAUAUCCAAAGGUGCUGUUUUAAAUUGUAAAGAAAUCUGUGUUAUUGAAACUAAUGAAGACAGAAGUCAAUGAUUCAUUUACAUUAUGUAGCCUGAUGUGUUUACUGAUCCAAAAUAUUUUAAAUGUUUCUCAAAUAAAAAUAUAUUGUGUUCACAUGGGAAAAAGUAGUUUUUUUACCCAGACAUUUAAAAAGAAGAUAUUUUAGAGCAGUAAUCACAAUACCAUAAAACCAUGAUAUUUUUAUCCAAGGUUACCAUACCGUCAGAAUCUUAACGGCCCAUGCCUACAUGAUUAAUUGAUCUAAAAAUCUCUGUAGCUUAAACUGCUUAAUCUGAUCUUAUUGUUUUGUUUUAAAUCAUUGAUGUGUGAUGUUACAUAUUUUCAA
Danio aesculapii is the source of this 3479-nucleotide messenger RNA. RefSeq lists its product as uncharacterized. The transcript has 2 exons. NCBI's taxonomy places the organism in Eukaryota, Metazoa, Chordata, Actinopteri, Cypriniformes, Danionidae. The record is from RefSeq and is a predicted model, not a curated record. The coding region runs from base 450 to 1388 and encodes 312 amino acids.